This is a messenger RNA of Dalotia coriaria, 1713 nucleotides long. Its product is annotated as leucine carboxyl methyltransferase 1. Gene Ontology annotation, biological process: C-terminal protein methylation. The record is from RefSeq and is a predicted model, not a curated record. Gene Ontology annotation, cellular component: cytosol. Gene Ontology annotation, molecular function: protein C-terminal leucine carboxyl O-methyltransferase activity. NCBI's taxonomy places the organism in Eukaryota, Metazoa, Arthropoda, Insecta, Coleoptera, Staphylinidae. Bases 16 to 1143 code for a protein of 375 amino acids. The transcript has 2 exons.
GCUGGUGAGGCAAAUAUGACGCACCGAGGAAAGCGCCGAGAAAGCGUACGGUGGAAAGCGCUUGAAUUUCCCGAGUCUCACCUCGCUGCGAUCAUGCGCACUCCACCCGCAGCGCAUCGCGUAUAUCCAGUCCGCGAGCGAAUUCCACCGAGAACUGACGUCCGUAAAUUGCGCCAAUACUUUAAUCAUCGCACCAAAACGCCGCCCGAGAUGGACGACGAGGCUGUUAUCUCGACCAACGACGACGCCAGCGGGUGCAAACGCAAUGCCGUCCAGCUCGGUUACUGGAAGGAUGACUACAUUAGCUACCUGAUCAAGCAAACACACAAGCGACCACCUGAAAUCAACAGAGGAUACUUUGCUCGAGUAAAAGGUGUAGAGAAGUUUAUCUUUAAAUUCCUAGACAGAUGCGGUGAGAAUGCUCAACUGAUCAAUCUAGGCGCUGGUUUCGAUACGCUCUAUUGGCGGCUUCGCGAUCAGAACAUCAACAUUUCUAGCUUUGUUGACAUAGAUUUUCCUUCUGUAACAGCAAAGAAAUGUUACAUGAUAAAGCGGAAUAAGAAAUUACUCGAACGCAUUCACGAUCAGGAUGAUGAAGUCAAAUUGAGUAGUACAGAUAUGCAUGCCGGUAGUUAUCACUGCAUGGGCGUCGAUCUUCGGAAUGUAAACGAAUUAGAGGCGAAACUGCAGCAAGCCGAGGUCAAGUACAACGUGCCGACGCUUUUCAUCGCUGAGUGCGUUCUCGUUUAUAUUGAGAACAGCUGCGUGGACCGGUUGUUGCAGUUUAUUGCCGCCAAGUUUCCCAACGCACUUUUUGUCAACUAUGAGAUGUGCAAUAUGAACGACACCUUUGGCAACGUAAUGCUGGAGAAUCUGCGCGCACGCGGUUGCAAUCUGUCUGGCAUCGUCAACUGCCGAAGUUUAGAGAGCCAGGAAGCACACUUUUUAUCAAACAAUUGGACGGGCGCUAAGGCGUGGGACAUGGUGAAGAUCUACUACAGUAUUCCCCAGGCGGACCGUGAAAAGAUCGAGAAGAUCGAAUUCCUCGACGAGCAGGAACUGCUCAUUCAGCUGUUUCAGCACUACUGCAUUUGUAUCGGCUACAUCGGCAGUCAGUUCGACGAUAUCUCAUUUGAGGACUGAGCACGCAUGCGUGCGCGUUAAAACAUGGCCGUCGACGUUAAGAUGGCCGCCAAAAACGAUACGUGUAAUAUAAUUAUUAAUUAAUUUAGUUUCGAGCUACUUUGAAUGUACAACACUCUUGUAAUUUAAAAAUUCGUAAAAUUUUGCUCCGAAUUUUUCCGAGAGGGGUGGUUAAAGAAAAAGGACGUCCGUGUAAUUUAACGUAACAUAAUUUUUGCUCCCCGUUCUGAUCUUCUCAUUCAUUGCAUGUUUACGAAUGACGCUGUAAUUAACGCUCUAAACGCUCAGUGUAGCUGAAUAAUUUUUAUGGAAAUUAUUUGUCUUUUUGUUGGGAGGUUUCCUUUGUUUGAGAGUUUUGUUUUCGGAAUGCUUCAAUCGAAGUCUGUGAUAUUUUCUUAGUGUAUGUUGAUUUCGACUUUUAAUUAACUAAAAUCAGUGUUACGAUCAAAUGUAAUGUUGAAAGCAAAUGAAAAGUGAGGAAUACGAAUUACUUUUGUGUAACAAUUACUAAAAAACAUUAACAGAAAGUAUUUAUGUGUAUAUCGAGAGGAAUAAAGAUUUAAAAAACAA